Molecule: messenger RNA, 2839 nt
Organism: Gasterosteus aculeatus aculeatus (three-spined stickleback)
Lineage: Eukaryota; Metazoa; Chordata; Actinopteri; Perciformes; Gasterosteidae
Gene: wipi2
Product: WD repeat domain, phosphoinositide interacting 2
Molecular function (GO): protein binding
Source: RefSeq, a predicted model, not a curated record
GCGCCUCGGAAAAACAACAACAAUCACCACAGCGGAGCCCGGAGAGAGAGAGAGAGAUAUGGCUCCCUGAAGCCCGAGCCUUGUGGCCCUCAGCGCAGCACGUAUCCCGGCCCCACCCGCUGCCGUUUCUACCGGAGCUGUACACGCCGAUGUUGUCGAGUCCAUGAACCUGGCCAGUCAAAGCGGGGACGCUGGCGGAAGCCAGCUUCUCUUCGCCAACUUCAACCAGGACAACACGUCCUUGGCUGUUGGCACCAAAUCGGGAUACAAGUUUUUCUCCCUGUCCUCUGUGGACAAAUUGGAGCAGAUAUAUGAAUGUACGGACACAGAGGAUGUCUGCAUCGUGGAGCGCCUGUUCUCCAGCAGCCUGGUGGCCAUCGUGAGCCUAAAAGCGCCGAGGAAGCUCAAAGUCUGUCACUUCAAGAAGGGAACCGAGAUCUGCAACUACUCCUAUUCCAACACCAUACUGGCAGUCAAGCUCAACAGACAGAGGCUGAUCGUGUGUCUGGAGGAGUCCCUUUACAUUCACAACAUCCGCGACAUGAAAGUGCUGCACACCAUCAGAGAAACUCCACCCAACCCUUCAGGAUUGUGCGCCCUUUCCAUCAGCAACGAUAACUGUUACCUGGCGUACCCGGGCAGUGCUACGAUAGGAGAAGUCCAGGUGUUCGACACAGUCAACCUGCGAGCGGCUAACAUGAUUCCGGCCCACGACAGCCCAUUAGCAGCUCUGGCUUUCGACGCCAGUGGAACCAAAAUGGCCACGGCCUCGGAGAAGGGAACAGUCAUUCGAGUCUUCUCCAUCCCCGAGGGACAGAAGCUUUUUGAGUUUCGGAGAGGAGUCAAGAGGUGUGUGAGCAUCUGCUCGUUGGCGUUCAGCAUGGAAGGACUCUACCUGUCCGCCUCCAGCAACACGGAGACGGUGCACAUCUUCAAAUUAGAGACGCAGAAGGAGAAGUAUGUGCCAGCGGAGGAGCCCACCACAUGGGGAGGGUACCUGGGCAAGGUCCUGAUGGCGUCCACCACCUACCUGCCUUCUCAGGUUACGGAAAUGUUCACCCAGGGGCGAGCCUUCGCUACCGUACGUCUGCCUUUCUGUGGACAUAAGAACAUCUGCGCUUUAGCUGUAAUUCAGAAGAUUCCAAGGUUGUUGGUGGCAGCUGCUGAUGGUUACCUGUAUCUGUACAACUUGGAUCCACAAGAGGGAGGGGAGUGCACACUAAUGAAGCAGCACAGGUUGGACGGCAUUGCUGAGCCAGCCAAUGAGAUCCUUGAGCAGUCACAUGACCGCCCUCUUAUGGCCCAAACCUACAGUGCUGCUGCCGCUAAAGGUUACUGUGAAGAGCAGGGAGCCGUGGGAGGGGCGGGCCUAGAAGAUGACCUCAACGACCUGCACCUAGAGGAAGAGAACGAGCAACCGCCACUCAUCCUUGAAACUGACUGACUUGGUACCGACCAAUCAGAGGGCUCCUCUGGUGCUGCUACGAACGUGUGACACAAGGAGGGCGGGAUCAGAGACAGGAGGAGAGGAGGGGGGGGUGUUUUUAAACACUCCAAAGUGUUCGAGAGCCUGUCUGUUUGUGCGUCUGUCCGUUCACAUCCAUGUCUAUCUUUUCUCCCUCCCUCCUGCCUCGGCCCCCCUUUUCUCUCAGUUUGCCUGCGCAGGUCAAACUGACGCUUUGCAUGUACAUGUGCCAACUGCUAAAACCAUGCUCCCAUGUGAAAACGAGUAUCUGCGCGCGUGUGUGUGUGUUGGACGUUUGAUAAAAGAAAACAAAUGUAGCUGUGUCUUCACUUAAGACACACAGACGCAAGCACCGUGUAUAAUGGAAGUGUUUGUGUAAGUGCCUCUCUGCUUCAGCGCCGUGCUUUUGUUCUGUUUGAGAGGAGGGGGGGCGUCUUUGCAUUGGCUUAAAAGAAAACAAUCUAUUUUCAGAUGUCGGAUCUUAAUCGACUGUGUAUACCAUCUUUCUUUUUUUCUUGGGGCCCCGUGAGUGAUCACUCGUCCGGCUCAAGUUUAACCUCCAAAGAUUGAUUUAAAAGCCUUUGGCACGAGGCGGAGGUGUUUGCGUUUAAGAGUGUGUUUGUGCGCUUGUGCUGACAGCUUGUGUGUGUUGGGCAUGUACAUUAGCAAAAGACUGAGUAAUUAGCCUCAUUUGUCCCCCAAAUCCGCCCCCCACCCCCCCUCUCACUUUCCACUUCACCCACACAGAGGCUCAGUGAACCCUGCCGCCCCCCCCCCUCCUCAGGCCCGCAGUCUUUGGUUUGAUUCUUAAACUCCAGUAGUGAUGAUUUCUUUCCUAAAUCGUACGUACCCGAUAAUAGCCACCGGUGUGUCAUGCGUUAGAAAACAUGCAUGGUGUUGUCAACGUGGUCCUUUGUCCAUACAUCAGAGACACUCGUGGGGGGCGGGGGGGGGGGGUCGAGAGGUCGGUGGAGAGAGGUGGUCGUUGACAACGUCCUCGCCGUAACGGCACUCUGUACGUCACCAGACGCGGAGGGAAGUCGUCGGGUUCUGACCGAGGACACCGGAGGGCUGUGUGUGUGUGUGUGUGUGUGUGUGUGUGUGUGUGUGUGUGUGUGUGUGUGUGUGUGUGUGUGUGUGUGUGUGUGUGUGUGUGUGUGUGUGUGUGUGUGUGUUUGCUUGCUCUGGAGCGCAGGCUGAGCCUCAUCGACCGCUCCAGGGCGCCGCAUAAUUCCCCCCAUUAAGUCCUUUGGUGUCUGAAGGCGCCGAUGGAGGAUCUGGAGUCACAGGCAUUUUCUAAUGAUUUUGUACAAAAUGUGAAACGUUCAUCUGAAACUAAAAUGAAAAUAAAUUCCAUGUGGAUGUAUGAGAUAA